Molecule: messenger RNA, 1851 nt
Organism: Sparassis crispa
Lineage: Eukaryota; Fungi; Basidiomycota; Agaricomycetes; Polyporales; Sparassidaceae
Product: PAB-dependent poly(A)-specific ribonuclease subunit PAN3
Exons: 16
Coding region: 1-1851 (616 amino acids)
Biological process (GO): mRNA processing; protein phosphorylation; nuclear-transcribed mRNA poly(A) tail shortening
Cellular component (GO): P-body; PAN complex
Molecular function (GO): metal ion binding; ATP binding; protein kinase activity
Source: RefSeq, a predicted model, not a curated record
AUGGCCUUCUUCGCCAGGCCCUCCUCCUCUGCUGUCAAAAUUGUCGCUCCUUCCGUCACAAGUCCACCGCCCAGCCCGAAACCGACAUCCAAGAGGGACGCUACUCAGCGCCAGUGUAGGAAUAUUCUGAUUUAUGGAUCAUGUAAAUAUCAGGACAAAGGUUGUAUCUACUAUCAUCCACCCCGCGAUACUCCGUCUCCUGUACUUCCAGAGUCGCCUGUCCCGAGCGCAGCGCUCCCGGCCCAGGCCGUCAAUGCACCUGUAUUUGUUCCUAAGACACCCCACUACCCUACGAGCCCACCUACUCCCGUUAUUGUACCUUUGCAAAGCCCACCGUCCUCACCUUCACCUUCGUCAGCUCCGUCCGACCUCUCAUACGAGCACCAUGAGCCAUUUAACCCAUUUGCUUCCGAUGAUGAAGUUGUCAACGAUGGGUCUAAAGUUCCCGCUGUCAAUCCGUAUGAGCUGCCAUCGGACUCGAUGCUUGGCUAUGAUCCUGCGAACAUGGUGGAUUCCUUUUACACGCCUCCAUAUUACGCUCAGCAACCAUUGAAUUAUCACCUGUACACCCAGGCCCGCCCCGAAGUACUAGCGCACAAGUACUUCAUAUCCGACUCCAUCCGCGAGGAACUGCAGAGGCGCUCGGAGACUAUUCGUACUGCACUGGUACCUGAUAUGAUGUUGCCCGAGGAGAUGCAGGGGUACCAUUCACUAGUCCCACUGGAGCCAUCCACAGGCGAUCGGCGCAAAUUCGGCAAUUGGUACUCCAGUGUAUAUCGAGCCACGAACUCUGCCGAUGGGUUGCAGUAUGUACUGAGAAGGAUUGAGAACUUCCGGCUCAUGCAGCAAACGGCAUUUACUGCGAUUGAAAACUGGUCUCGUCUGCGGCACCCAAACAUCGUCUCUGUCCAGGAAGCGUUCACCACCCGUGCCUUCACAGACAGUUCACUCGUCGUGGUGUACGACUACCACCCGAACGCGCAGACGGUUUACGAGGCUCACAUCAAGCCUAAGGCUCCGCAAUUCCAGAACGGACGUCUGCAGACGCAGUCGAACCGCAUACCCGAGCAGACUAUGUGGUCGUACGUGAUCCAGAUUGCAAAUGCGAUCAAGGCGGUACACGACUCCGGGAUGGCCGUUAGGAUUAUCGACCCUACCAAGAUCCUUCUCACUGGAAAAAAUAGGGUCCGUAUUGGCUCGUGCGGGGUCGUUGAUGUGCUCAUGUACGAGUCGCAUGCGGACAUCGCGUUCCUCCAGCAGGAGGACCUCGCGAUGUUCGGGAAGCUCAUAAUCUCGCUGUGCUGCAAUAACCCUGCACCUAUGAACAAUUUGGUAAAGUCAAUGGAGACCGUCGGGCGGCAUUACUCCUCGGAUCUCAAGAGUGUGGCCUUGUUCUUGAUCUCCAAGCCUGGCCCUCACAAGAUCAUCGGACAGUUGUUUGAUAUGAUCGGAAGUAGGCUGCUGACGGAGAUGGACGAGAUGCAGAACGCGGUGGACCGCCUGGAGGGUGAGCUGCUGACCGAACUGGAAAAUGCACGUCUUGUCCGGCUUCUGUGCAAAUUCGGUUUUAUCAACGAGCGGCCUGAAUUCGCACGCGAACCACGCUGGUCAGAGACGGGUGACAGAUACAUCGUCAAGCUCUUCCGCGAUUACGUGUUCCACCAGGUCGACGAGCAGGGCAAUCCGGUCGUCAAUCUGUCGCACGUCCUGACAUGUCUCAACAAGUUAGACGCGGGGACUGACGAGCGCAUCAUGCUGGUAUCUCGCGACGAGCAAAGUUGUUUGGUCGUGAGCUACAAGGAGGUCAAGUCGUGCAUCAACUCGGCCUUCAGCGACCUGUCAAGAAGGUGA